Molecule: messenger RNA, 507 nt
Organism: Rotaria socialis
Lineage: Eukaryota; Metazoa; Rotifera; Eurotatoria; Philodinida; Philodinidae
Source: the annotation of a GenBank genome assembly
AUGUCGCUCAUUAUCUUGCUUGGAUGGAUUGUACUACUUUCAUCGGUAUUAGGGGCUGUUCCACCUUGUGAUCCACGUACAUUUAGCACAGGCAGUUAUCCAGGACGAUUAAUAUCAAUUGAUGUUACUGGUUACCAUCCGUUAAAGCUCCGUGCACAUAUGCGUCUGGCGAACAGCACCGAUGAAAUUUCAUUUGAAGGCAUGGUCUUCGUAGGUACUACGCUUCCUUCAGCCGCUGCCACAACAGUUUGUCGUUCGCUUGGUUGUAGCGAAUAUACUGUAAAUGCGAGAGUAUACUGGACUCCGCAUGAGGACUGUCUUUUUACCUGUCCUGAUGGCAAAAGUGCAAAACGAACAUGUUCAUUUAUGUUAAGUAGUUUUGCAUGCAAGGCAGACGCAAUGAAUUUGGCUGAAUGUCAGACUGGAAGCUUUUGGGCUGAAUCUAACAUGAAUCCUUCAACGAACUCCGGUGUCCAGGUUGUAUGUGCAGACUGUGGUGAAAAUUAA